AUGGAUGACGACGAUGACAGAAGCGCUCUCGAACAGGAUGUCGAAGACGAGGAGCCACUCACGAGGCGCGAUAUCCUCGGGCCAGUCGUCAAACGAGUCGUUGAUGCGCUCGGUGGGUAUGAAGGCGAUGUGUACAGGCUCGGUGACGAGGCCUAUGGGUGUCUUAAGGACCUCAAGAGGCUCUGGCGGAAGGACGACACUGAUGAUGAACGCACUGUUGCCCGCCUUUUCUGGGAAUCGCGCGUCCUGAUGAACGACAUCAUCCCGAUACUCCUCGAAACGGCAGGCAAAGGCUUAGUCGAGGACAAGCGAGCAAUAGCCUGCGCUGACCUCCUAACGGCGAUGACCUGGCCCAUCGAUAUGGCUGAAGAGCUCAAGGAGUUGGACGACGAGCUCGAUAAGGGCACCGACUAUACCCAACUCCUUCAGAGCCAUUUACACUACAAAGCGGCGCUCCUCAAGCCCGGCGUGAUACAGGCGCUCUUUGGCAUCUUGCUUCCACCGCUCGCCAAGCACCACAAGGAGCGUACGCCACGUGAUGGACAAAUCGUGCAUGUCGUACUCUAUCUCUUCCGGAACCUAGCCUUCAUCAAGGACCUCCCCAUUAACAUGCACCUCAGCUCGGACCAGGCCGAGUUCUCCGCUCUACAGACUAAGCUUGUCCGUGUCAUGUCGGAAACGCACACAUUCGAGCUCCUCUUCACCAUCGCUUCCAAUACAGGCAACGACCCUCUCUUCAAUACCUGGAACACUCUUGUCCUCGAGAUCAUCUAUCUCCUACUUCGAGGUACCAAGCCCACAUCCCUCACUCUGGAUCCCGCGAAGCAACCCCAAGAAAACCUCCGCCGGCUCCUAGCCACUGAAGACCGCAGAAAGAAAGAGAUCGCUCGCAAGGCAUCAUCACGCCAUUCACGUUUCGGAACAACUAUAGCAGUUUCCCUAAACCCCAACAAGAAACCCAAGCCGGCGGAGGACGCGGGUAACGAAGCUGACGUCGAGUCCACAAAGACCCAGCCCUUCGUCCUCCAUCGCCAACAGGCCAUCAAAGAAUCCACGGGUACUAUCUGGGACAUGAAAAAAAAGCCAACCAAGAAGCGAGACAAGGUCGUCGACGAACUCAGUCGAGCGGACAAUCUGUCGUCAGAAGCAAAGACAACACUGCGGCAAUUCGCCGUUAAUCUCUUGGACGGCUGUUUUAACUCGUUCUUGUCUGCGUUGAUCAAGGAUAUUCGGUCUGAACGGGCCAAGAUCACGGACAAGGACAAUCUUCGUUUACUCUACGUUACGAAAUGGUUCCUCGAGUUCUUCUUGGCCAUGCGAGCGAAAGAGAAGGACAAGGGGGGAUGGGGUUUCGAUCUUGUUGCGGAGGUUACGGAACGAACCUGGAUCGUCUGGGUGUUGAAACGGAUGAGAGAGGCCAACGAGGAAAAACCGAAACUGUGGACGGAGUUGCAAGCCGGAAUCGAAUGCCUUACGCAGUUGCUGCUGUUGAUCGAUAAUAUGGCGUCGUCCGAUAUCACGGACCCAGUAUUGAACGAGGCAGCCGAUAUACUGCAGCAGCAGUUGAUCUACAACGGAGAAGUGUUGGACAUUGCGUUUGAGAGUCUUAGAACGUACAAGGAGGGCACCCAGUCCUUGGCGUAUCUCGAUUCAAGUGUGUAUCUUGGAUAUUCGCUCCUGAGAAUGCUUGAACGCUGGGGGAAGAAAAAGUCCGGGGAAAUGUAUGUUCGUAAGAAGAAAACGAAGGGUAAGAGCAAAGGGGAAGUCCCAGAUGCCGAGGUCGAAGAAGUCGAAGAGGAGAAAGUAAUCCAUGAAACUAUGUUCACCUUCGAAGCAUUUGAGAUGAAAUUCGCCCAAACAGAUAUUAACCAUACGCUUCUGACGUAUCUAGCGCGAUACAAAGACUUUAGCUCGUCAGAGCAUAUGAAGCGGGUCGUCAACCUUCUACACCGCCAAGCCGUUAGGGCCAAGGCAGAAGGCCUAUUCUUCAAGGUAUCGACACUGGAUCUCUUCAAAACAAUUCUAGCCGAUCAACGGUCCUUUCCGCGAGAGCAGCCCUAUAGAGAUUUAAUUAAUCUCAUAAACUUCAUUCUGCGACGUUUCUUCAAGGCCCUCGAGGGUUACCCUUUUUUGGCAAUCGAGGCUUUCUUUCCCAAGAACCGCGGUCAUUGGAAGGUGUUUUCGAGUUAUGAGCCAGAGAGUUCGACUACCAAAGAGCGCACGCAAGAUGAGGAUGCAAAGAUCCCAGCCGAUGUGCAUGUUAAGAAAGGACACUCGUGGAGUGAAGAGGUUGGCAUCGUUGUGGCUGUGCUAGUUGAUGCCGGCCAAGAAGAAUUAGUGGACUGGACGAAAGAGAUUCUCACGACAGUUAUUGCCCAACGCGAAAAAAUCAUUGAGGAGACUGAUGCCCAAGAAAACGAUGCGGACUAUGAGGAUCAAGGGCCUGCCGUAAACCUCGACACUCCAUCAUCAGAGGCGCUUGCCAAAAUGCAAGACUAUCGGAUACCAUGUACUAAGGAUGAACAUGCGAACGCAGUCACGAAGAAUCCUCAACUCAAGCUUCUCUUCCGAUUGUGCAAGUUUUACAUUGAGAACGAAGAUGCGGACGAACUAGAGUGGUAUAUUCCGGCGGCCAUAAGUCCCGUUGAGCUGCGACGAACUCUGACGGUCAUCAAUCAAUUCUUGGACUCUCCGAUUGAUUUGAACGACAAAAAGGCUAGCCAGCUUCUGGCGAAGACGCGCCGGAGGAGGCGGAGGACCCGUGUGCAAGAAUCUGACCAGGAAGAUGAGGAAGCAAGUGACGAUGAGGAGCCUCAGCGGCGAAAGAAGGCAGAGAGGAAAAAGGAGGAAGAGCAGUACAAAUCGGCACAGUUCAUUGAGGACAGUGACGAGGAGUACGGCGAUAUGGAAGCGUUCUUGGCUCAGGAGAAAGCUCGACGGGAGAAAGCUGCGGGUAAAUCCGUUGCGUUGGGAGAGGGGAGAAGUACCACGAUGAAAUCGCAUGGCACGAAGAAACGUCGAAAGAAAGCGGGGGAUAAGGGUGACAAAAAAAGACGGAAAGGAGAGACAGACGAUAUGGCUGUGGUCGUGUUGUCUGAUGAAGUGAAGUCGGACCUGGAUACUGACAGUGAGGUGGAGGAAGGGGGGCAUUCAACAGGCGUUGAUGAGAGACCUCAGCCUCCACCUCCACUACCGAAGCCAAAACCCAUCUACAAACCCAGGACCUCGGAUAUCACGCCGCCAUCUUCGGCACUACAGGAGAAGAGAGAUCAUCAGACUAUCCCUAAGCGACCGGAGCCUGAGCCCGAGAGCCCGUCGUCGCUGCCUGUGAGGAGGAAAGGUCGUUUAAUUGUCUCUGAUGAGGACGAGUAA
Desarmillaria tabescens is the source of this 3372-nucleotide messenger RNA. Its product is annotated as timeless protein-domain-containing protein. Gene Ontology annotation, molecular function: DNA binding. NCBI's taxonomy places the organism in Eukaryota, Fungi, Basidiomycota, Agaricomycetes, Agaricales, Physalacriaceae. The transcript has 11 exons. Gene Ontology annotation, biological process: replication fork arrest; DNA replication checkpoint signaling; DNA repair. Gene Ontology annotation, cellular component: replication fork protection complex. The record is from RefSeq and is a predicted model, not a curated record. Bases 1 to 3372 code for a protein of 1123 amino acids.